This is a messenger RNA of Phaeoacremonium minimum UCRPA7, 1017 nucleotides long. RefSeq names its product putative pre-mrna splicing factor cwc24 protein. The transcript has a single exon. Gene Ontology annotation, biological process: snoRNA splicing. Bases 1 to 1017 code for a protein of 338 amino acids. Gene Ontology annotation, cellular component: U2-type spliceosomal complex. The record is from RefSeq and is a predicted model, not a curated record. Lineage: Eukaryota; Fungi; Ascomycota; Sordariomycetes; Togniniales; Togniniaceae. Gene Ontology annotation, molecular function: metal ion binding.
AUGAUGGACAACAGCAAUGCAGAAGCAGCUAUUGCCCCAGUAGCGAUUUUCAAGAAACGUGGCGCAAAGGCGAACCUUCGAAAGCGGCGAGCGACGCCGCCACCGAACAGUGAUAGCGACUCCGACUACACCUCGUCAGAGGAUGAGGCUGGGCGCAAGAUCAAGCGCAGGAAGAAGAACACUGGCACAGUCACCGCUUCGUCGAAGAACUAUGCGUCCGGCGACCAAAAUCUCUCGACGACUGUUUUCGAGGCGGAUCGCAGCAUCCCGAUAACGAAUUCCAAUGAUGCGACCAAGCAGAGCAACUGGUUUGACGAGGGCGCCGACGGCGCUCUCUCGGCCAAAAACCUCCUUGGAUCAACGAGAGCCCUGCCAAAGGAACCCCAGACAUCUGAUGGCACGUAUAAGGGUCUAGCAAACCAAACGUCAUUCAUCCAGAAGAACCCAGAUGCCCCCAACAGAUCGGUCGGACCUGUCAAGGCGCCCACAAAUAUUCGAACGAUCACCGUCACAGAUUUCGCCCCUGAUGUUUGCAAAGACUAUAAACAAACCGGUUUCUGCGGAUUCGGUGACAAUUGCAAGUACUUGCACGCUCGCGAGGAUUUCAAGCAAGGGUGGCAACUAGAUAAGGAGUGGGAGACUGUCACGAAGGGCAAGAAGAACCUUGGAGGCACAAUCGUCGCCAGUGCCGACAGGAGCAAGGGACAAAACGAUGACGACGACGAGGAAGAUGAUAUGCUGGAUAACAUUCCAUUCGCCUGCAUAAUAUGCAAGGGUCCAUACAGAGCCCCGAUCAUCACUCGCUGUGGCCACUACUUCUGCGAGCCAUGCGCACUGAAGCGGUAUCGAAAGGACCCCAGCUGUGCAGCGUGUGGAGCAGGGACAAAUGGCGUCUUCAACUCAGCUAAGCGUCUACAGAAGCUGCUCGACAAGAAGCGAGAGAGAGCAGCUAAGAAGCGGCAAGCAGCUAUUGACGCUGGUGAGGAGGUCAGUGAUGAAGAAGAGGAGGAGGAGUAG